UUAAUGAUUUUGUGCUUUUACAUAAAAUGAAAUCUUCUAGGGCACGAAGAAUUAAAAACCCAAUAAUCCAACGUAAGGCGUAUUUAUCUGUAUCGGAUUCUGUGUCUGGCUGGGAACUGUGGCCUUAGGGCGUAGAGCCAUAAUAAUGACUUCUCUUGUAAUGAAUGAUCUCUCUGUUUUUGGCAGGACCUGUUCUCUGGAUGUCAGCUGAGUUACUGAGGUAGCUCUGCAUGUCAGUAGACAGACCUUGGUAGCACCUCAAGGCUCCUGGAGACCCCCAUCCCUCGCUUUUUUUCGGUGCGUGUCCUCACUGAGCAGUCAAAACUGUUUCUCCAAAGGGUUUUGCAAAAACUGAGACUGUUUCCCAAAGCAGAAGCACUGGAGUCCACGGCCGAAGCGAUGGGCAGCGUGCGGACCAACCGCUACAGCAUCGUGUCCUCCGAGGAAGACGGCAUGAAGCUGGCCACCAUGGCGGUCGCCAACGGCUUCGGGAACGGCAAGAGCAAAGUCCACACCCGACAGCAGUGCAGGAGCCGCUUUGUGAAGAAAGACGGGCACUGCAACGUUCAGUUCGUGAACGUGGGGGAGAAGGGACAGCGGUACCUGGCGGACAUCUUCACCACGUGCGUGGACAUUCGCUGGCGGUGGAUGCUGGUCAUCUUCUGCCUGGCCUUCGUGCUGUCCUGGCUGUUCUUCGGCUGCGUGUUUUGGUUGAUAGCCCUGCUCCACGGGGACCUGGAUGCCACCAAGGAGAGCAAAGCCUGCGUGUCCGAGGUCAAGAGCUUCACGGCCGCCUUCCUCUUCUCCAUUGAGACCCAGACCACCAUAGGCUACGGCUUCAGGUGCGUCACGGACGAGUGCCCGAUCGCCGUUUUCAUGGUGGUCUUCCAGUCGAUCGUGGGCUGCAUCAUCGACGCCUUUAUCAUCGGCGCGGUCAUGGCCAAGAUGGCCAAACCGAAGAAGAGGAACGAGACUCUCGUCUUCAGUCACAACGCUGUGAUCGCCAUGAGAGACGGCAAGCUGUGCCUGAUGUGGCGAGUGGGCAACCUUCGGAAGAGCCACCUGGUGGAGGCUCACGUUCGGGCCCAGCUCCUCAAAUCCAGAAUUACUUCGGAAGGGGAGUACAUCCCCCUGGAUCAAAUAGACAUCAACGUCGGGUUUGACAGCGGCAUUGACCGUAUAUUUCUGGUGUCCCCCAUCACCAUAGUCCAUGAAAUCGACGAAGACAGCCCUUUCUAUGACUUGAGCAAGCAGGACAUUGACAACGCAGACUUUGAAAUCGUCGUGAUCCUGGAAGGCAUGGUGGAGGCCACGGCCAUGACCACCCAGUGCCGUAGCUCGUACCUGGCCAACGAGAUCCUCUGGGGCCACCGCUACGAGCCCGUCCUCUUUGAGGAGAAGCAUUACUACAAAGUGGACUAUUCCAGGUUCCACAAGACCUAUGAGGUCCCCAACACGCCCCUCUGCAGCGCCAGAGACUUAGCCGAGAAGAAAUACAUCCUUUCCAACGCAAAUUCAUUUUGCUAUGAAAAUGAGGUGGCCCUCACGAGCAAAGAGGAGGAAGACAGUGACAAUGGCGUUCCGGAAAGCACGAGCAUGGACACGCCGCCCGACAUAAACCUUCACAACCAGGCCAGCGUACCUCUAGAGCCCAGGCCCUUACGGCGAGAGUCGGAGAUAUGACUGACCGAUCCCUUCUCUGGAGUAGUUACGUCCAAACACAGUGUGUCGGUCAGAGGCCCCAGACAGUGAUUCAGACGACGGUACUGGCGCAGAGGUGGGUCAAGGCAGGCGGCCGCCGGGGACUGAGGCUAGCACGAUGGUUUCCGAGGAAGACCCUCAGCUCGGAGACGAGCGGAAAGCACGGAACACGCCUCCCCGUGACCCGACGGCACGUGCAACGUGCUGUAGAAUAAGUUAUGGGGGCGUCGAUGUCUCGUGUUGCGUUUCGACAAAACUUGAACUUGCAGGCAAGCCUUGGUUGGGUGUUUGACUUACCCAGAAUGCUUCUCUUUAGGGAACAAGAGUGUUUUUAAUGGCAUAACAAAGGCAAGAGUCUCUGCCUUAAUCUCGAAAAGCUGCUAACUACGUGCACACAAAUUGUAUUUUUGUUGCAGUGUAGUUUUCCUGUAGUGUAAUUUAAAAGUCAGUAUUGAACUUUGUGGAAAGCUCAUGAUAUGCACUUCAAAAUGGUUAUUAGCUGCCAAAGCGAGAGCCUGAUUUUUGGAGGCCAGUAAUUUGUUUGCUAGGAUUGAUUUUUACCCCCCUCUCUGUCUCUGGUUACAUAAGGGCAUUAUGUAACGCUAGCCAAAUGGUAGCCUCCGGGUUGGGUUUUUGUUUUUUUUUGUUUUUUUCUUCCCUCUUCAUGAUGUUAAUGGGUUAUCUCAAAUUUUAAGUUAGAACUACCUAAAAUGAAUACCAAAGAUGAUGCACAUUUUUGCACAGUGGAGCUUAUCCUCAAAAGGAAGGAGAGUUCUCCAGAGCUGCCUUGAAAUCAAGAGACAAUGACGUUGAACCUCAGCAAGACCUUGAACUGCCCUCUAGAGAAAAUAGGACAUCGGACACACAGAGUCUAGUGAGUGUAGUGCUUUUAAAAUUCUGUUCUUUCAUGUAACUUUUGUAUGAAAAGGGAAAGAAGAAAGGGGGAGUGAAGUUCACACAGACACACGCACACACCCCCCCCCCACACACACCCGAGCACCUUUUCUCUCCUGUGAGACAGCGCUGGCCAGGCUGAUGCAUAAGGUGAGAGACGGUGACAGGCGCUUAGAUUUUUCUGGGUUUCCCCUUUUUGUGCAUUCCAGAACUCCAUCACCUAAGCCCUUGGUUGGAUUUAGUAGGCAUCCUCGAAACCGAGCCGUCCAACAUGGAAGGUUAAAUGAAACUAAACCCUUGCGGUUGGACUCGCCUCCCCGACUCCCGGGACGGUUCCAGAUCGACGUCGCCUUAGAGAAGAUGCCGCAGCAGCAGCCCUGUGGGGGCUGCCAGUCCCGCAGCGUCCGAGGGGGCUGCGGAGGCCGGAGCGGGAGGCGGCCAGCUGCGGACGGGCCCCUUGGGAUGUAGUACAUCAGCUCAGGUAUUCAGGAGGGAGAGGGAAUCUGCCUUAUUUGAAUGGUAGAGGGUAGGAAUGAAAGGGUCUCAGUAUUUCAAGGUCACCAAGAGCCAUACAAAAUAGGACACACCCACAUAAAAGGAGGUAAUGGCCCAGUAGGGUUAUUUCCCCUUUAUAUCGGCACACUCAUGAUUGAACCUGAGGUCCCUUGUUCCCUGGGGACCCCUAGAGCCGGUGACUAAGGACACGUGGUUUUCCGAAGCCUCUCCUGCCUGGCUGCCUGGCUCGCUGAACACAAUUUUUUCCCCCUAUUCGAGCUUAAUAAUGGAAUUUUUUUUUUUU
Messenger RNA from Miniopterus natalensis, 3394 nucleotides. It is a transcript of the gene KCNJ2, whose product is annotated as potassium inwardly rectifying channel subfamily J member 2. Gene Ontology annotation, cellular component: plasma membrane. The record is from RefSeq and is a predicted model, not a curated record. Gene Ontology annotation, biological process: potassium ion import across plasma membrane; regulation of monoatomic ion transmembrane transport. NCBI's taxonomy places the organism in Eukaryota, Metazoa, Chordata, Mammalia, Chiroptera, Miniopteridae. Gene Ontology annotation, molecular function: inward rectifier potassium channel activity.